Molecule: messenger RNA, 703 nt
Organism: Brassica napus (rape)
Lineage: Eukaryota; Viridiplantae; Streptophyta; Magnoliopsida; Brassicales; Brassicaceae
Product: histone H2A.Z-specific chaperone CHZ1
Exons: 1
Coding region: 1-555 (184 amino acids)
Source: RefSeq, a predicted model, not a curated record
AUGGCUGACGUUGAGAAUCAGCAGGAGUCAUCGUUUCCGGUGAAGCGGAAAUCGGAUCUCUGUUCCCAAGACGAGGACAAUGUGGCGAGCAAGGCUCAGAAGCUUAAUCCGUCGUCGAGCUCUGCUGGUUCCGAGUCUAAAGACGGAGAAGUUAACGGAAGCGGUGUCGAGAAUAUAGGCGUACCCGACGAUCUUGCAGAUGAAGAGAAGAAAGAAGGUGGAGAUGGAGAAGAAGAAGAGCAAGAGGAAGACGAGGAUGAUGAUGAUGGGGAGGUUGAUAGGAAAGGAAAAGGCAUAUCGAGAGAGGAUAAAGGAAAAGGAAAAAUGAUCGAAGUUGAGGAGAGUGACGACAGUGAUGAUGAUGAAGACGACGAAGAUGGCGAUGAGUACGCCGAAAGCGAUUUGUCAGACGAUCCGUUGGCGGAGGUGGAUUUGGAUAAUAUCCUCCCGUCGAGGACUAGGAGACGAUCGAUCCAGCCUGGAGUCUACAUCUCCAAUGACCGUGGUGGAGCUAACGAGGAUGAUGAUGAUAGCAGCGACGAUAGUGACGCUUAAACGUUGGUUAGUGUUGAGAUAUUAAGAUUUUAGUAAAGAGAGUUCGUCUCUUGUUCAGUGGUUAUUGGUCUUAAUCUAGUGUUUCCAACUCUUGAACCGAAGUGUGCUAUAUAUAUAUAUCUAUGAUGUUAUUGGUCUUGAGUGUAAA